Messenger RNA from Sparassis crispa, 690 nucleotides. RefSeq lists its product as hypothetical. The coding region runs from base 1 to 690 and encodes 229 amino acids. The record is from RefSeq and is a predicted model, not a curated record. The transcript is spliced from 3 exons. Lineage: Eukaryota; Fungi; Basidiomycota; Agaricomycetes; Polyporales; Sparassidaceae.
AUGGAAAACACAAAGCAAACUAGUUCAAGCCACAGACAUAGGCGCCCGACCGUUUUCAUUGUGGCGGACGCAGUUAAGCGCCGUGUUGUCCUCUUAAAAACAAGCGCGAGCUCAACAUCAUGUCGCUUCCACUCCACAGUGCGUCGACGAAGAGAAGGAGGGUGGCUUACGCUCACCAUCCAGCAGCUGUUCCGAAGUUCCCCAAGCCGACGCACCAUCCAGCCCCAAGACGGACCUCCAUAUUCCCCUUCUCAUUCCUCGUUCGUCGUCUACCCGCGCAAGGGCACGCUCCGCAAACCGAAGCCACCCCCCGGCGUGCCGUUCGAUCCCUACUCCCUCGUUGCCGAGGACACGGACUCUGGCGACCCGCUGCACACGCAGAACAAAACAUUAUACCUCCAGGACAUGCUCGCAGGAGAAGCACGCAGGGCACGUGGUGAGCCUGCGUUCCCAAGUAUACAUGGAGAAGGGAGCGUCAAGAUGCGUGAGGCCGAGCCGGCUUCUGAACCUGUUGUCUGUGAGCCGCCUGAACGGCCACUUCUGCAGGACCCAUUUGACGACACGAACAAGGUUGUCGAUGUAGCGGUUGAGGAUGAGGAAGAGGAUGAGGCCACGGCCACUUCCAAGCGCGAGAACUAUUCACGUCCACGGCGUUUGGCCACUUGCCCACCAUGCAUAGAGGUGAGCUGA